Lytechinus variegatus (green sea urchin) is the source of this 3566-nucleotide messenger RNA. RefSeq names its product zinc phosphodiesterase ELAC protein 2-like (gene elac2). The transcript is spliced from 24 exons. The record is from RefSeq and is a predicted model, not a curated record. Gene Ontology annotation, cellular component: mitochondrion. NCBI's taxonomy places the organism in Eukaryota, Metazoa, Echinodermata, Echinoidea, Temnopleuroida, Toxopneustidae. Bases 97 to 2796 code for a protein of 899 amino acids. Gene Ontology annotation, biological process: mitochondrial tRNA 3'-end processing. Gene Ontology annotation, molecular function: 3'-tRNA processing endoribonuclease activity.
AUUGCUCACUGACUAAACGAACCAGGCAUGAGCUGUACUAAUCUGACUGGUCAUCAGGAUGCAAAUUUGCAGAUUGCAGUUUGAAAUCAAGAAUUUAUGAAUCAAAUACCAUUCACCAGCAGCAUACUCACAUUCGCAAUCACAUGCACAGUCAGAAACUUUUCUCAGAAUGUGAGUUUUAGGAGGAAUAAUCUCAAACAGUAUGUGACAGCUUUUUCAAGUUUCAGCUGGAAGCAUUCAACGAAGUUGGAUCUACAUUCACUGCGUGCGAGAACAUUUUACUCUUGCUCAGAAACUGUUGAAAUACAAAACAGACGAAGCCUAAUUAAUACCCCUCAAAAGUGGGCAUAUUCAUCACAGUUUAUAAGGACUGCAUCACACUGGGAGAUGGCGGCGGACAAGGCAAAAUUACGCUUUUUGAAGAACAGGGAAAAGAGAGCUCAGCUAGAUAAAGCACCGCAGCAGAGUUCCGUUGUGUCACUGCAAAUUAUAGGAAAUGGAUCCAUUGACUGUCCUCCCUCUGUGCUUGUCAUCUCUGAUACUUCUAGAUACCUUUUCAACUGUGGAGAAGGAACCCAGAGGCUGCUAAUGGAGUGUGGGACAAGGAAUCUAUCCAAACUUGAACACAUAUUCCUCACCAGAAUGACAUGGGAGAAUGUUGGUGGAGCAAUAGGGAUGACCAUCACGCUGAAGAAUAUUGGAAUUCCACAAGUGACAAUGUAUGGACCACCAAACAUGGAAGAAUUCAAGAAAGCGCUUCAAAUAUUUGCAAAGCACGAGGCCAUUGACAUCAAUCUAAAACCAUACAGUGAAGGACCAUUUAAGAAUGAAACCAUGGUUGUGACUACUGUUCCUCUGUUCUCAACGAAUAAUGAAUCUACAGCAGAAUCAACUGAAACCGAACAUGCCCAAGAGGAUGAUGGCUGCCCUGAAACCAGUGAUGGGGAGGAUGAUGUCUCCCUAAUGCCAGAUGAUGAUCUAGGAAUCAAAAGGAAAGCUGCAGGCCCAUUGGAUGUGAUAGCUGACAUGAAUGUAAAGCCUCAAAAUAUGGGUUCCUCUGCUAAGAAGAGGAAAACGGAACGACCACCAGACAUGACUAUUGCUUAUAUUUGCAAGUUACAUGAUAAACCUGGAAAACUAUUGGCCCAGAAAGCUGUUCAGAUGGGUCUCAAACCGAAUCUUCAUUUUGAGCAUGUGAAAUCUGGUAAAUCUGUAACACUGGAUGAUGGUAGAGUGAUAAAAGCUGAAGAUGUCUUGGGACCAGUUACACCCGGUCAAGUUUUUAUCGUUAUAGAAUGUCCAUCGGAAGAUUUUAUUGAACCAGUUGUUAGCAGUGACGCUUUCAAUGGUUAUUUUGGUGGUUGUGGUGAUGAUACAGCGAGUUUGGUCCUCCAUAUGUGUCCUGAAGAGGUCUUGAAGGAUGAAAGAUAUCAACAAUGGAUCAGCAGAUUUGGAACCGAUACAGAGCACGUAAUCUUCAACGAGUCGUGUGAGAGUCUGAGGUUAGACGCCAGCAGAGGGCAACAGACAUUACUCAAUCAGAUCCACGAAGGCAUCUUUCCUGUUCUACCAAGUCACUCGUUAAAAGCCACACCCACACCACCACAGAUCAAGAUCAAUGGUAGCAAAUCAACUGUUAAGUUGGAAUAUGCAGAGAUCUACAAUAAACUUCACCUCAAGCCUGCUAAAGGAUGGGAAAGAGACUUCAUAAUAUCUGAAGACAAACAGAGAUACCUGAAUGAGCUGGGACCGUUGAAGGAGUUCCAGGAGAGUCUGAAGACACUCAAAGCUUCACCAGAAAUGAAUGGCCAUACUGAGUCAAUGGAUCAGAAGUACCCUGAGGUCCUCUUCCUAGGUACAGGAUCAGCCAUGCCAAACAAGGCUAGGAAUGUCUCUGGGAUCCUUCUGAACUUCAGUGAGAACAAGUCGAUGAUCAUGGACUGUGGAGAGGGAACGUUUGGUCAGCUGUGUCGUUACUAUGGUGAUAAGGUCGAUGAUGUCAUAGCUAGUAUCCAGUGUAUCUUCAUCUCUCACAUCCAUGCUGACCAUCAUGCUGGGCUUAUAAAUCUUCUGAAACAUUGGAAGAGAGUUACAGAUUCUGAUGAUUCUGGAAAUAAUCUGAUCUUGAUUGGUCCAAAGAGGAUGUUUAUCUGGCUCAAUCUAUUUAAUGCUCACUGUGAAUCAUUCAUCAAGAGGACCAGGUUUGUUGAACUAGCUGACCUGAACAAUAACCAACAAGGCGAGAGAUCUCGACAUGAAGCUUCUCUGUUGUCAAGGUUUAAUCUCAAAGAGUUCAAUACAGUGUAUGUAAGGCAUUGUGCUCAUGCCUUUGGAGUAACCCUCACCCAUCAAGAUGGCUGGAAGAUGGUCUAUUCUGGAGACACCAUGCCCUGUGAUAACCUCAUCAAAGCAGGAAAAGGAGCCGAUUUGUUGAUUCAUGAAGCGACGUUAGAGGAUGGUAUGGAAGAAGAGGCAAAGAAGAAAAGACACAGCAUGAUCUCUGAGGCCAUAGAAGUCGGCCAAGCCAUGGAGGCGAAGUUUCUUCUCCUAACUCAUUUCAGCCAACGCUAUCCCAAGGUACCUCUCAUCCAGACAUCCUCGACCAGCAAGAUAGGAAUCGCUUUUGAUAAUAUGAGAGUUUCAUUCUCAGAGCUGGACCUGCUUCCUAGAUUCCUUCCGACCCUCAAGUACCUCUUUGCAGCCGAGAUACAGGAACUGGAGGUCCUCAGAGAAAAGAAGGCAGAGAAGAAAGGGAUCAACAAACAAAAAGCAAACAAGGUGCAACCCACAUCGUGACAUAUGUGAACGGAACCGACUUGCUCUCUGCAUCUAGAACUUUCAAAGUGAUCGGAAGUGCGCUGUACUCGUGUCAAAUGUUUCCAACGAAAUGUACAGGACAGUAGUUGAGUGAAUGUAAAUUGCAGCAGCUAUCCCACUAAUUUACAUUUAUUCUCAGAGAUGGACUUGCCCCUGCGAUGAUUCCUUCCGACCCUUCAAGUAUCGCAGAGGUCCUCAAAGAAAAGAAGGCAGAGGAGAAAGGGAUCAACAAGCUAACAAGGUACCACACGCGUCAUGACAUACGUGAACGGAACCAACGUAUGCCUGCUAUCUGCAGGUAGAACUUUCUAAGUGAUAUUAUUGCAGAGAAGAAAGGGAUCAACACACUACAAGCAAACAAUGUAUCAACCACAUCAUGACAUACAUGUAUGUGAACAGAACCAAUGUUUACUUGCUAUCUGACUCAAAAUGUCAAUAUGAUAUCAAAAUUUGUUUUUGAUGAAGCUUGGAAAAUGUGAAACUAGAAUUUCUCACCCUGUAUCAAGAUUCAAAUUGAUUGUCUGGUAAUAAUUCUACACCAGAUAACUUUGAAAUUUACCUCUUAACCCUAUCUAGCCGAUAUUUUCGCCGUGCAAAAUUUUUUGACCAGGCCGCUUACUGACUUUUUAUUUUCAAGUCUUGUGCAACUUUUUAGACCAAUUUUGCAUCGCCCGCGUACGUGGUUCCGAAAUUACACAACAUUAUGUAACUGCAUGUCAGACCAAAAAUUGCUCAAAAACGUGAUUUUG